AUGCAGAGAGCGGCAGUAGGUGGCCCUAUGAGGGACAUCAUGAGAGAGCUGUCCUUGAGAGUCAUGGAGGCAGAGUACUAUCGAUGCCACUAUGAGGAUGCGGUGCCCAGGGAGCACAAAGUGCAGAGCUUUACGCAGUCGACAUUGAGUCUAUCUCGAGAGACUGGGUCAUGGUCAGAGAGUAGAGGAAGAGGCAAUGCGGAGAAAGCACGGGCGUUGUUUGUGUUUGGAGACUCCUACGCAGACACAGGAAAUAAACAUCCAUACAAUCCAGAACACCAUACGGGUUUUAAGCAACCUUUGUCUUAUAAUUAUGUGUCUCUGAUAUGCGCAGGGGAUAUUUUAGGGCUUCCUGUUCCCAUAGCUUAUGAGCUGCUGAUAAGUCAUGACUGUAAAGCAAUUGCGAAAAAGAUUAGACAAGGAGUGAAUUUUGCAGUGGGAGGCAGUGGAAUAUUUGAAGACUACGGUUUCAAAACUAUAGAACAACAAGUUAAGCAGUUUAAGAAGCUGAUAGGGGGAAAUCAGGGGUUCGACUCUCACAAGCUCUCGCGGUCUGUAGUUCUUAUCUCUGUGGCCGGUAACGACUACCUUGCAUUCCUCGCUAGCAGAAACGGCUCCAUUGAGGGACUGAAAGAUCUGGCGAAACCUGUCGUAAGCGGAACAAUCGACGCUGUGAAACAGCUGUAUAAAGGCGGGCUUAGGAAUUUUGCGGUAAGUAAUAUUGGUCCCUUUGGGUGCGCGCCAAAGAUCGACAAAACAUCCUGUCAUUCAAACUACGGUGAAAUUUCAGCUCUUCAUACAAAAUUAUUGAGGGAGGGCGUAGAAAUCCUCAAAUCGGAUCUCAAGGAAUUGUCCAUCAUAAUUUCAGAUUUGAUGUCUGCAGUUAAUCAUAUCUUCGCCAGUCCUGCGCCACAGUUUGGUUUUGUGGAUUUGUUCGUUCCUUGCUGUGCCGCAAAAGGUAGGGUUGAUAUGUGUGGAGAGGUGGAUCAAGUAGGGAGGGCUUUAUAUGAAGUGUGUACUAACGUAGAUGAAAAGUUCUACUGGGAUGCAGGCCAUCCAACACAGAGAGGAUGGCAUGCGAUAAUGUGGGUGUACGGUAACGGAGCAAAAGAAGAGAAUAAAACAAUCAGUUUUAUUGAGGGGGCGCCAAAUGUUAUUGACUGGGUAGAGUCACUUGGAUUUGUGGCUUACAAUAUCUCCACAAUGUUUUCACCUAAAUAAGCUUUUUAUAGGCAAUUUGUGGAUAAUACCAUGUACCAAGUGAUUUUAGAGCUUUAAAACAUUUUAAGAUUCUGUACUCGAGGCCGAACU
Messenger RNA from Cryptomeria japonica (Japanese cedar), 1311 nucleotides. Its product is annotated as GDSL esterase/lipase At5g03610-like. Gene Ontology annotation, molecular function: hydrolase activity, acting on ester bonds. NCBI's taxonomy places the organism in Eukaryota, Viridiplantae, Streptophyta, Pinopsida, Cupressales, Cupressaceae. The transcript is spliced from 5 exons. The record is from RefSeq and is a predicted model, not a curated record. The coding region runs from base 1 to 1221 and encodes 406 amino acids.